GAACUUUGCCGCUCUUUGUAUUCAGGAGUAUAUGGUGAAAAAUACCUCUGUAUUUGAAAAGAGGACAGGGGUUAUAAUUUAGUUCCUCAUUUAAAAAGUAAAAGGUUAAAUGUCUUUUAUAUAGUGUGAGAGAUUUUAAAUAUAUAUAGCAGAAUGAUGCACUGUGUAAGAACGUUUACUUUCAAAAAGAAGAUACCAUUAGCGUUGACAUUAAAAUAUAUCACAGAAUGCAAGCUGGCUGAUAAUAGUGGCAUCAACUUUUUAAUCAGACCUCAAUCUUAUCAUUUUUAUAAGAAUGUGCAUACGUCUAAGAGUUUAGUUAAACCAAUAAGUCAAAUUGGAAUAAUUAAAACAUUGUCACAUAAGCUUGAUCUUUUUAAAAAAAAAACUCAUUUAAAUGAAUUGGGUUAUGAUUUGUAUGGUGACAUUCCUGAUGGACUCAAUUAUUCGAUAUUUUACAAAGGUUUCAAUAUGCCAGAUACAUUUUUCUCUUGGUUCCUAGUCACAGAAUUGCAUGUUUGGAUGUUAAUGGUACGUUUCAUGGCUGAAGGAGAGAAGGGCAAAUUAGUUAUAAGCAAAAUGGUCGAGGCUAUGUGGCAUGAUGUUCUUAUAAGAGCAGAAUUACUUGGUCCAAUGACUCCAAGAACAAAAAAAAGACAAGUAGCGGAAUUGUCAUAUCAAUUUAAUGCAGCUAUAGUUGGUUAUGAUGAAGGAAUCAUGUCAGAUGACAAGGUACUAGCUAGUGCAUUAUGGAGAAGGUUCUUUUGCUUAGAAUGUAACAAUCCAGAACAUCUAGAAAAACUUUUAAUUUAUGUUAGAAAACAGAUUAAUAUGUUUGAUAAAAUUCCAUCAGAAAAAGUUUUUGAUAGAUCAAUAGCAAAAUGGGUAGAUUUGUAAGGCAUCACAUGAAGAUCAUUAAUACUAUUAAGAAUUUGUAAAUUUUAAUUAG
Molecule: messenger RNA, 949 nt
Organism: Bombus impatiens (common eastern bumble bee)
Lineage: Eukaryota; Metazoa; Arthropoda; Insecta; Hymenoptera; Apidae
Gene: Uqcc1
Product: ubiquinol-cytochrome-c reductase complex assembly factor 1
Exons: 6
Coding region: 154-897 (247 amino acids)
Biological process (GO): mitochondrial respiratory chain complex III assembly
Cellular component (GO): mitochondrion
Source: RefSeq, a predicted model, not a curated record